AUGACAAAUACAUUUAUUAGUUUGCAGUCCAUGUUAGAGGAUCUACUUGUUGCUACUGCUGAUGGAUUUCUCCAUCUCGUUCACUGGGAUGGUAUGACCAACGGAAGGAAGGCCAUCAACCUAUGUACAGUUCCAUUUUCUGUGGACCUGCAGUCUUCUCGAGCAGGUUCAUUUUUGGGCUUUGAAGAUGUUUACGUCAGAGAUAUGGAGUACUGUGCCACGCUAGAUGGUUUUGCUGUUGUUUUUAACGAUGGCAGAGUUGGUUUCAUUACACCAAUGUCAAGCAGAUUCACUGCUGAGCAGCUCCAUGGUAUUUGGGCACAAGAUGUGAUUGAUGGAACUUGUGUGGCAGUAAAUAACAAGUACAGGCUAAUGGCAUUUGGAUGUGCCAAUGGCUCUGUGCAGGUUUAUACAAUUGAUACCACCACUGGCGCCAUGCAGUUUUCUCAUAAAUUGGAGCUGACACCAAAACAAUAUCCUGAUAUUUGGAAUAAAACAGGACCUGUUAAACUAAUCAGGUGGUCACCUGAUAGUUGUGUUGUGAUGGUGACCUGGGAAUGUGGAGGCUUGUCCUUAUGGAGUGUUUUUGGUGCUCAGCUUAUCUGUACUUUAGGAGGUGAUUUUGCGUAUCAGUCUGAUGGUGCCAAAAAGGACCCUCUAAAGAUCAGUUCUAUGACCUGGGGGUCAGAAGGAUAUCAUCUGUGGGUUAUUGAUGGGAAUUCCUCUUCAAACAUGAAGCCUGAAAGAGAUGCAAAUAAUGAAGCUCACCAAUUUGGUAUUCUGCAGUUUCAUUUCAUCAAGAGUGCACUCACUGUUAAUCCUUGUAUGAGUAACCAGGAACAAGUCCUCCUUCAAGGAGAAGAUCGCUUGUAUUUGAACUGUGGAGAUGCAACACAGGCUCAGAGUCCCAGAAAUACUUCAGCACACUCUGAACAUAAGCCUGCCAGGGAAACAGAUGGCAGUUUAGAUUCUCAGGGUUUAAGCACUUUACUAGGACACAGACAUUGGCAUGUUGUACAGAUUCAUAGUACGUAUCUAGAGAGCAACUGGCCUAUAAGGUUUUCAGCUAUUGACAAGCUUGGACAGAAUGUAGCUGUUGUUGGCAAGUUUGGUUUUGCACAUUAUUCUUUACUCACCAAAAAAUGGAAGCUGUUUGGAAAUAUUACCCAGGAGCAAAAUAUGAUGGUAACAGGUGGCUUAGCAUGGUGGAAUGACUUCAUUGUUCUUGCAUGUUAUAAUUUAAAUGAUCAUCAGGAAGAGCUGAGAAUCUACCUGCGAACGUCUAAUCUUGACAAUGCAUUUGCACACAUCACCAAAGUGCAAGCAGACACAUUACUACUGAGUGUCUUCCGGGACAUUGUAAUAUUGUUCAGAGCAGAUUGUUCCAUUUGCCUUUACAGUAUUGAGAGAAGGCCUGAAGGUCUUAACCCUACUGCCUGUAUCCAAGUUCUUCAAGAAGUGUCCAUGUCUCGGUACAUUCCUCAUCCUUUUCUUGUAGUGUCUGUUACGUUGACAUCGGUGAGGACAGAGACUGGCAUCACCUUGAAGAUGCCUCAGCAGGCUUGUGAGGCUGAAAGUAUUAUGCUAAACUUAGCAGGACAACUUAUCAUGUUGCAAAGGGAUCGAUCUGGACCCCAGAUACGAGAUAAGGAUAAUAAUCCUAAUCAAAGGAAGCAUCUGCCUUUUUGUGCUCCAGUUGUCUUAGCUCAGUCUGUUGAAAACGUAUGGACUACUUGCAGGAUCAACAAACAGAAACGCCACUUAUUGGAGGCUCUGUGGCUCAGCUGUGGUGGGGCAGGUAUGAAAGUCUGGCUUCCCCUGUUUCCCAGAGAUCAUCGAAAACCGCAUUCCUUUCUGUCAAGACGGAUCAUGUUGCCUUUCCACAUCAACAUAUACCCAUUGGCUGUUUUGUUUGAAGAUGCCUUGGUUCUUGGUGCUGUUAAUGACACUGUGCUCUAUGACUGUUUAUACACUCAAACCAGUGCUAGAGAACACUUAGAGGUUCACUUUCCUUUCUCCAUUGUUGAGAGAACCUCUCAGAUCUACCUCCAUCACAUUUUACGCCAGCUCUUGGUUAGGAACCUCGGUGAACAAGCCUUGCUUUUGGCCCAUUCCUGUGCCACGUUACCAUACUUUCCUCACGUACUAGAACUGAUGCUUCAUGAAGUGCUGGAAGAAGAAGCUACCUCGCGGGAACCCAUUCCCGACCCCCUGCUUCCCACUGUGGCGAAGUUCAUUACAGAGUUCCCCCUCUUCCUGCAGACAGUUGUUCAUUGUGCUAGGAAGACAGAAUAUGCCCUGUGGAAUUAUCUUUUUGCUGCUGUUGGAAACCCGAAGGAUUUAUUUGAAGAGUGCUUAAUGGCCCAGGACUUGGACACAGCUGCCUCUUAUCUUAUUAUCCUACAGAAUAUGGAAGUUCCAGCAGUUAGCAGACAACAUGCUACUCUCUUAUUUAAUACUGCCUUAGAGCAGGGAAAGUGGGAUCUUUGUCGUCAUAUGAUCAGAUUUCUUAAAGCCAUUGGCUCUGGAGAAACAGAGACUCCUCCAUCUACACCAACAACUCAGGAACCUAGUUCAAGUAGUGGCUUUGAGUUCUUCAGACAUCGCAGCAUUAGUUUAUCUCAAUCAGCAGAGAAUCUCCAUAGCAAAUUUAACUUGACAAAAACACUGAGUAUGCCCUCUGGCCCAUCUGGAAAAAGGUGGAGUAAAGACAGCGACUGUGCCGAGAACAUGUACAUUGACAUGAUGCUCUGGCGGCAUGCUCGGCGCCUGCUAGAAGAAGUCAAGCUGAAAGACCUUGGCUGCUUUGCUGCACAGUUAGGCUUUGAGCUGAUUGGCUGGCUGUGCAAGGAGCGAGCCAGAGCUGCCCGCGUGGAUGAUUUUGUGUUCGCUCUGAUAAAGCUACAUGAGGAUUUCCUUUGGCCAUUUCCAGUCAUACCGGCUUCGUCCAUUAAUUCACCUUUCAAGAAUGGAAAGUACAAGACAGCCAUGGGGGAGCAGCUGCUAAAAUCUCAGUCUGCAGACACCUUCGUGAACAUGGAAAUGGACACAGGGGUUUCAAACACACCUCGGAGUCGCAGCUGGCUUGGCACUAUCAGCUCCUCUCAGAGAGAGAUUGACACCAUUUCAUCCCAUGGACCACACAUGCAAGAUGCAUUCCUUUCUCCUUUGCUAAGUAAAGGUGACGAAUGCAGCAUUGGUUCAGCAACGGACCUGACUGAAACAAGUUCUAUGGUGGAUGGUGACUGGACCAUGGUGGAUGAAAACUUCUCCAGUCUAAGUUUAACUCAGUCAGAGCUUGAACACCUUUCUCUAGAACUGGCUAGUAAAGGGCCGCACAAGUCACAGGUCCAGCUGCGGUACUUGCUACAUAUCUUCAUGGAAGCAGGAUGUCUGGAUUGGUGUAUUAUCAUAGGCCUUAUUCUCAGAGAAUCUUCAGUAAUCAACCAGGUUUUCAGUAUAAUGCAAUCCUCUGAUAUUGAUGGAGAAAUCUGUCAGAAUAUUAAGACUGGCCUAUAUGCUGUUGACAAAUGGGCUUCUACAGAUUGCCCUGGGUACAAGCCAUUUCUAAAUAUCAUCAAACCACAGAUCCAGAAACUAAGUGAAAUAGCAGAAGAGCAAGUACAGCCUGAAGCUUUUCAGCCAGUGAAUCCUUCUAAGGUUACUGAACAAGUGAACCCCAGAGCUGAGGAAAGCAGGACUUCAUCCAGCCAUGGCACUAAUCCUCAGAGUGACGCUGGCAACAGCAAUGCAGGCAGGAAUGAAGAGGACAAGUCUAAGAUGGAGGAUGAGGAUUCAUUCCAAGAAGGCAGUUAUGACUGUAUUGUGUCUUAA
Leptosomus discolor (cuckoo roller) is the source of this 3834-nucleotide messenger RNA. Lineage: Eukaryota; Metazoa; Chordata; Aves; Leptosomiformes; Leptosomidae. The record is from RefSeq and is a predicted model, not a curated record.